AUGUCAUCUAUUGAAAUAACCAGACCUAAUAAUGGAGCUUGUGUUGUUGAGGAAGAUGAGCGGAAGGGAACUACACCCAUGGGGCUUUCUACCGCUUCGUCGAUAGUUUCUGCGGGGGUAGAACCUUCUGAACGCUUUUCAUCAUCUAUAAGCGUGUAUCGCUUAGAGGAGCCCAAGAGAAGGACAGUAUCUAUCUCAUCGGCUCAUAGCAUUUCUUAUGAUUUCAAUAUGGAAGAGCUUUUGGCUUUUCCCAAUAUGUCCACCCAUGCUUAUUCAUAUAACCCAUUAUCAAAGAAUUCAUUAACAGUAAGGUUGUCGAUUUUGAAAAGGUCCAUAGAAAUUAUGAUCAAGAAUCCCACUGUUGUUAGGGAUGCUGGUACUCCUCAAGAUAUCACUCAGCUUCCCUCUUUUGCGUCCAGAAGUAGGCUAGAUAGGCCACAUUCUUUGUCGGGGUUACGUUUGCCAUUAGAUGGUCAGCCGCAACAGCUGAGGAAUGCAUCAUCUGCCGCGCUUUCAGCUUUAUUUAAUGGACCAGCAGUCCCACCUCCACUUAGGCAGGGUGUUGAUGGCUCAAGGUCACAUCUUCCUUCAAUGCUAAGCAGUUCAAAGCUUCAUAGCCUGAAUGGGUCUCAAACCAAAGUGCCAGCUGUGAAUCAAUUCUCUACUGCGUGGGAAAUCGGAAGCGAUGCUGUAGAUGUGUCUGAGACAGCAUCAGACUUUGGGGGAAUGUCUUGUUUCCCAGAGUCGGUGUCGCCGCUUCUGCCGGGGAGUCCACAGCAUGUAACAAAUACCCACGAGCCAUCUCAUAUGAAUAAAUCAUUUCCAUCUGGUACUUCGCUGGCAACUGAACACCAACAGGACUUAGAGUCUCAAGUGGAAAAGUAUGCCGAACUGGAAAGUCUACUACGGUUGUUAGAUGAAACGUUGGAAGACACUAACAGUGCAAAUGCAUCGGACCUUCUCAUGAUCUCUCUACUAAACAUUAACAAGAUGUCCCUUGAUGUCGGGAAAGUUGCAUCGCAUGAUGAGCAACAGAGGAAGUAUCUACAAGAGGAGGAAGUGAAGAAGCUGUUAUUGGACAGUCUAGCACAACCAUUCCACGAGGGAUAUAAUGACAAUAUUAGAACAAACACUGGUCACAACGGUUUUCUACCAGGAGAGAACGUUUUACCACCUACAUCUGAAGAGACUGUGUCCAUUGUUGAUCCGACAGAGUAUCACAAAUCACACGAAACACCACGCAUUUUUCAUUCAUUCAUACCAGCAAAAUAUACUGCUCCGCAAGCUAUCUUAACAUGCUCUGAAAAUCAUCCGUGGCAGUUUAGAGCUGCCAAUGAUUUGGCUUGUCUAAUAUUUGGUAUAUCAAAGCUAGCACUUAGAUCUUCAACCCUCCUGGAUUUGAUUCACUCAGACUGUCGAUCUUUUGUAUUCGAUAAAAUCAUGUCUACUGAGGGUCAAGAGCAAGUGUUUACUGGUGAAGUUGUCGGGAUUAUUCAGCCAGGAUCAGGUACGUUUUCUUCGUCAUCUUCCUUUUCCUCUGCAUCAUCAUCAACGAAACAUAACGUCAUUUGGGCAUCGGUCUGGGCAAAGCGCAAGAAUGGUUUAAUAGUCUGCGUGUUUGAGAAGGUCCCAUGUGAUCAUAUGGAUGUAAUGCUUGAUAUCAAGGACUUUGCAGUGAAAGACAUUGUUGGUGGAGAGGGACUGCAGUUGCAACAGACUCCCAUUACAUCUAAUCCCGCUAUAUCAUCCAGUGAUCCUAGUGAGAAACCCAUCAAAACGGUGAAAUUCGCUAACGAGAUUAAUGACGUUAAGAGCAUUAGCACUUCAUUAGCUGAAUUGAUUGACCAGGCUAAAGCCGGUGUUUUGCAUGAUAAAAACGAUGAGCUACUCCCGCUUCCUAUCCGCAUUUCCAAUCAUAUUAACAGGAUACGGUAUUUUACAUUAAAUCAUUUAUCUCUCAAUAUUCCCUGUGCUAUAACUUCCUCCAUAUUGGAAGGUUACUUGAAGUUGCAAAUCCACUGUCUACCAUAUCAAGCGGGUAUCUUUAUUUUGGAUUCCAGGACGUUGGAACUGGUCAGCUUUAACAAGUCAAUAUCUAAGAACAUGUUUGGUUUUCACUACGCCGAAUUGAUCAAUAAACAUGUCACAAAAAUCAUACCGUCCUUGCCGGGUUUGCUACAUUAUCAUAACACGAUGUAUCCACAUUUGGAUAUCCAUUGUCCAAAGAAUAUUAGUUUGGUAUUAACUGAACAUUACUUCCGCAAGCUCGUAUGCGAAUCAACAACUAAAGCGGAUGACUUUUACAGUUCAGUUGGUAUCGAUGCUGUCCAUAGGGAUGGGCACAUGUUAAAAAUUGAUAUACAGCUAAGAGUUCUUAGCCCGUCUUCUAUUUUACUAUGGAUUACACAUUCUAGGGACGUCUUUUUUAAGGAUUAUAAUUCUAACCCCUCCCAACUGAAAAUGUUCAACGAGAAGGAUAUUACAUCUAUAAGUAGUGGUGCAAGUUCAACAGCUUCUUCAGAACAUCCUAGCUGCAAAAUCAAACUAGAUGAACUGAAACACCUAAAGGCUGAAUUGCAAAACCUCACUAUUGAAGGCAAUACCUCUGAAGCUUCUAAUAACACUGGUACAAGGUCCGAAUAUGCUCUAUCAGAAUAUUUCUCUAAUACAAUGACAGCAGAACGAGCUGCCCUGUCAACGCCAAACAGUAUGGACACGGAAGCCAAUAAUGCUAGUAAAACGGUAACGGACAAUGUUGCUGGUUGGGAGAUAGCAAAAGAGUAUUCACAGGAUAAAUACAAAUUUGUCAGUGACAAAAACUUUAAGGUUGAUGAGAAUCUAAUAUUGAAUACCACUUUAGCAACUGAACAAGGAUCGCAAACGGAAACAUCAGAUGAAAAUGCGGAAAAUAAACUGUUUUCGUAUUCGAAUAAUUUGGAGUUGGGUCAUGAAAUUGGCGCAUUGAAGCAUAUUAAGAAAUAUUCGGACUUUAUUGUUCUACAAAAAAUGGGUGAAGGUGCAUACAGUAAGGUGAAUCUCUGCGUGCAUAAGGAAAAGCAGUAUGUCGUUGCUGUUAAAUUGAUUUUUAAGGAAAGGAUAUUGGUCGACACUUGGGUAAGAGAUAGGAAACUGGGUACAAUUCCUUCAGAGAUUCAGAUAAUUUCCUCGCUUAAUAAAAAACCUCAUGACAAUAUAUUACCUAUAUAUGAUUUUUUUGAGGAUGACGAAUACUAUUACAUCGAGUCACCAAUUCAUGGAGUCACUGGUUCUAUUGACUUAUUUGACUUGAUUGAGCUGAAGACAAAUAUGACUGAAUAUGAGGCAAAGUUGUUAUUUAAGCAGGUAGCAGCAGGAUUGAAGCACCUUCAUGACAAUGGUAUAGUCCACAGGGAUAUCAAAGAUGAAAACGUUAUAGUCGACAACAGAGGUAGGAUAAAGAUAAUAGAUUUUGGAUCUGCGGCGUACGUGAAGAAAGGACCAUUCGAUGUUUUCGUUGGAACAAUAGAUUAUGCCGCCCCUGAAGUUUUAGGCGGAGAGCCAUACAUGGGCAGACCACAAGAUAUUUGGGCUACAGGGGUUCUAUUAUACACCAUCAUUUACAAAGAAAAUCCUUUUUACAACAUCGAUGAAAUUCUAGAUGGUGAUGUCAGAAUUAACCCUGCAAUCAGUGUGAGUGACGACUGUGUAGCACUAAUUCUGAAGAUCUUGAAUAGAUCUUUGGCUAUGAGGCCUACAAUUGAGGAAAUAUGUGACGACAAAUGGUUAGUUGUGUAA
Eremothecium sinecaudum is the source of this 3774-nucleotide messenger RNA. RefSeq names its product serine/threonine protein kinase PSK1 (gene PSK1). Gene Ontology annotation, biological process: protein phosphorylation; negative regulation of glycogen biosynthetic process; intracellular signal transduction. Lineage: Eukaryota; Fungi; Ascomycota; Saccharomycetes; Saccharomycetales; Saccharomycetaceae. The transcript has a single exon. Bases 1 to 3774 code for a protein of 1257 amino acids. Gene Ontology annotation, molecular function: protein serine/threonine kinase activity; ATP binding. The record is from RefSeq and is a predicted model, not a curated record. Gene Ontology annotation, cellular component: nucleus; cytoplasm; cytosol.